GCUACAUCGGGUCGCUCUCCUUCCUGAAAACUGUUCUACGGGUUGUGGAGAAGCUAAGAUCAUCAUGCUGCUGCUGCUUUUCUCGCAUCUACCCAUCUCUCUGCCCGUCCUCCGCUUGUCUCACAUCCCCACAUCGAUCCGAAUGGGCUUGUCUCACAAAGGCUGCCUCCAUCCGCAUCGCUGCUUUCCCUUUCCAUCUCUCUCCAUACCACCUCUCUUCUCCUCACCGUAAUGGACCUCUCAAAGGCCUGCUGCCUGCUCCCCUCUCUCCCCCUCACCCAUUCUCUGCCUCCCAUCCCUCUCCAGUUUCCUUCCUCGCCCCAAUCUCUCUCCCCCAAUGUCUCCUCCCCAUCCCUUCUCUCCCCGUCACAGUGUGCGAUCCAGUGAUGGGGGACGACGGUCGUCUCUACAUUCGCCCCGAGCUCGUCCCCAUCUACCGCCACCAGGUGCCACCUCCUCUUGCCGUAAGCGUGUUCUGCGAGGUGGUCCCAGUGGCGACGCUCAUCACGCCAAACCAAUUCGAAGCAGAGCAGCUCACAGGCCUCAGCAUCCGGACUCAAGCAGACGCCAUCACUGCAUGUGACAUGCUGCACGCAGCAGGGCCCAGAAAGCAACGCUCCCAGCUGGUGAUGGCGGAGGGGAUUGGUUUUGCAUGGGCAAGGCCCUCUCUUAAACCUGCUCCAUCCCUUUCAACCGCUUUCAACCACUCCGUUCAGGUGGUGAUCACAAGCAUGGAGGUGGAUGGGCGGCUGCUGGUAGUGGGGAGUGACGCCAGCAGCCCUGCUGGAGAGGAGGUGAGUGAGGUGAGGCGGCAUGAGGGUAUCUGUCUGGUGGUGGAGGUGUGCUUUGAGUCACCAGGUGUCCAACCACUCAAUCACAUCUGCUUGGCGUGA
Molecule: messenger RNA, 893 nt
Organism: Closterium sp. NIES-65
Lineage: Eukaryota; Viridiplantae; Streptophyta; Zygnematophyceae; Desmidiales; Closteriaceae
Source: the annotation of a GenBank genome assembly